Phlebotomus argentipes is the source of this 1658-nucleotide messenger RNA. RefSeq names its product malectin. The transcript is spliced from 2 exons. Bases 210 to 1010 code for a protein of 266 amino acids. Lineage: Eukaryota; Metazoa; Arthropoda; Insecta; Diptera; Psychodidae. Gene Ontology annotation, molecular function: carbohydrate binding. The record is from RefSeq and is a predicted model, not a curated record. Gene Ontology annotation, cellular component: membrane.
UUCUACGCGGCUGGCAAGCCAGUGCACCCAACCUCACUUGCCGGAAUUUUCUCGCUGCGUGUGCAAAUGUCAAGGUGUGCGUCCGCUGAUAUCGGCCCAGUGAUAACACACAUUUCCCUGAUGUUUAUCUAAGUGCUGGCAGUGCUGAGUGCGUCCCCAAGUGUCUCCGUGGCUGUUCGUGGCAAGUGCGCCUCUGCCACGUGUGCGAAAUGCAGCUGCAGCUCCGGCUCCUCGGCUUCCUGCUGCUCCUGACCGGCGUGCGGGCGUACGACGUGAUCUACGCCCUCAACGCCGGCGGCGAGAGCCACUCCGACCGCCACGGCAUCACGUACGAGCGCGACCCGCUGAUGGGGAAGGUGGGCACGGCGUCGGACUACGGCAAGAACAUCCACAUGAUCGCGCGCAUCGCCGACGCGGACAAGAUCCUGUACCAGACGGAAAGGUACCACACCAGCAACUUCGGCUACGACAUCCCGCUGGCCGGCGACGGCGAGUACGUGCUGGUGCUGAAGUUCAGCGAGGUGUACUUCAACGCGCCCAACAUGAAGGUCUUCGACGUGGUGCUGAACGGCGAGCACACCGUGGUCAGCGACCUGGACAUCUUCCAGCAGGUGGGGCGCGGCACGGCGCACGACGAGUACGUGUACUUCAGCGUGUCGCGCGACCGGCUGUACUACAAGGAGGACGAGUCUGAGAUCCGCGACAAUCGCGUGCGCGUGGAGUUCAUCAAGGGCUUCCGGGACAACCCGAAGAUCAACGCGCUGGCGCUGCUCAAGGGCGACCUGGAGGGCAUCCCGACGCUGCCGCGCCAGAUGGUUGACCCCGAUGCGGACUUCUUCGCCGCUCCAGAUCCCGUGAAGCCCUCGUCGAUGGACAGCUCGUCGCGCGUGCGAAGCGGACCGCCGCAGCCGAAUCCCUACUUCAUGGACGACUCCUCGAUGAUGCUCCUGCCCAUCUUCAUCGCCAUCGGGGCCUUCUUCCCGCUCCUCUUCUGCCUCUGCAAGUUGUGAUCUGCUCAUCCUGCACAAAAAAUACUCACGCACGCCUGGCGCGCAGGCGCAAAAGACACACGCGGAACACGUACUUAAGACGCUCCCGGACACUCGCUUGUGUUCUCUAGUGAAAAAUCAUUCCCGGCGCAACUAAUUGCCCUCGGUCAUCGAGCUCAAUCUCCACGACUGGAUUGUCUGUGCAAUGUUUUACCUUUUUACACGCAUAAAUUUAAGUUAAAAAGAAAAAGAAAAAAGACAUAACGAUAGGAAAUAAUAAUUAAUUAAUAAUAAUUUUUUUUUUUGGGAGAAACAGGACGAGGAAAAUCCUCAAUCCCAGCGCAAAAGUACUAAAAAAGAAAAGUACUGAAUUUGAGGGGAAAGUUCUUCUGUAUUUAAAUUUAAACCACUCUUCUCUCUCUCUCUCUGUCCUUCUGAUUUCGACUUUACGUGUGAGACAAUUUGUAAUUUAAGAAUUUGGAAUAAAUUACCAAUGGUGUGUGGAUUGUUAAGUAACGCGCAAAGGUCAUCAGUCUUUGAGGUGGGUUAGGAACCUCCUGAAGAUUCUCCAGCUGAAAAGACCAAGGAGAAAAAAGAAGAUAAUUUUCCUUUUUUAUGAAUCUGCCGAGCGUAUUUUACGGUCAUUGAGCAAUUUUCAAAAUAAAUAAA